Molecule: messenger RNA, 4621 nt
Organism: Haplochromis burtoni (Burton's mouthbrooder)
Lineage: Eukaryota; Metazoa; Chordata; Actinopteri; Cichliformes; Cichlidae
Product: tetratricopeptide repeat protein 39B
Molecular function (GO): protein binding
Source: RefSeq, a predicted model, not a curated record
CCGUGUUUCUUUCACGGAAGAGAGCAGAGGCAAAGAAGCGCGCCUGACUCAAGGACGAAGCGGACCUACGGCGAUAAGAAUCAAAAUAAACGGAGCACAGAGGAGCAGAAGGAGAUCCGUGCGCAGCCGCAGAGGAGCGGAGGUUCGGCUGCAGCUGUCAUGGGACUCUGCCCGUCCUCGUAGCGGAACCAGGCGACCCGCGGACCAGAGGGAGAACAGGCACCGGGAGCGGACAUGGCCCACGUAGGCAACGGAGCGGCCGCAGAGGAGGAGGACUGCUUCGAAGAUGCCUUUGAUCGGAUACCUGCGGCGGGUAGCAUGGAUCUGCAGACUGCCAUCCAGGAGACUCAGUGUGCUCUCAACCUGGUCCUCAACAACAAGUUUUCUCAAGCCCUGGAUCUCCUCAAACCAUGGUGGAGGGACAGCAUGUACCACGCUCUGGGAUACAGCAGCAUCCUGGUGAUGCAGGCGACCAUGACCUUUGAGCACAGAGACAUCCAGACUGCCAUGGCAACCAUCAAGGAGGCGUUGCACACCUGUCAGAGGUUCAGGAAGAAGAACUCGAUGGUCGGAUCUCUGUCCGGGCUGAUCAGCAAGCAGUCCAACCUGCAGGAAGGAGAGAUGCACGCAGAGCUUUGCUACGCUGAAUGUCUGCUGCAGAAAGCAACGCUGACGUUUGUACAGGAUGAGAACAUGAUCAGUUUUAUCAAAGGAGGGAUCAAGAUUCGGACCAGCUACCAAAUCUACAAGGACUGUCAGAAUGUGCUCAAUGCCACUCAAGACGUGGCCGGCCAAUCAGAUUCAUUUAGACAGUUCGAGGGUGGAGUAAAGCUGGGCAUUGGCUCUUUCAACCUGAUGUUGUCUCUCCUCCCUCAGAGAAUUUUGAGGUUGUUGGAGUUUAUCGGGUUCUCAGGAAACAGGGGCUUUGGUUUGUCCCAGUUGAGAGAGGGAGCUUCCAGCCACAGUUUGCGGUCAAUCCUCUGUGUUCUGACUCUGCUCUUCUACCACACAUACGUCUCACUCAUACUGGGAACUGCAGAGGGGAACCUGGUGGAAGCUGAAGCUCUGCUGGAGCCAUACCAACAGAAAUACCCCAAAGGCUCCAUAAUCCUCUUCUACUCUGCUCGCAUUGCCGCGCUGCGAGGAAACUUUGAGAAGGCUCGGGCCAAGUACGAGGAAUGUGUGAGCAGCCAGCAGGAGUGGAAGCAGAUUCACCACUUGUGUUACUGGGAGCUCAUGUGGACUCACUCGUACCAGCAGGAGUGGGAACAGGCGUACCAAUAUGCUGACUUGCUGUGCAAGGAGAGUCGCUGGUCCAAGGCUAUCUAUGUUUACCAGAAGGCAGCCAUUUUAAGCAUGAUGUCAGAGGAGGAGCUGAAGAAGACGGGGGAGAAUGUUGUGGAGCUCUUCAGGCAGGUGGAGGGGCUGAAACAGCGCCUGGCUGGGAAGUCCAUUCCAACGGAGAAAUUUGCAGUGAGGAAGUCCAGGCGUUACAAAGCUGCUAACCCCAUCCCCCUGGUCAUCCCUUUGCUGGAGAUGAUGUACGUGUGGAAUGGUUUCACCAUCGUCGGAAAGCGAGCCGACUGUGCCGAGUCCCUGCUGGUAACCAUAGAGAAGGCAGAGGAGCAGCUUCGCAAUGACCCCAGACGAACUACAAGGACUACUCCAUGGAGUCCAGACUGCACUUCAGGAUCCACGCAGCCCUUAACAGCCUCAAAGGAUCACCUGCCGGCACCCCAUAAUACACAAAAACACGAGUCAGACUGCAGCUGUUUGUUUAGCUGGAGUGAAGAAAGAAGUGGAGGUGUGUUUGGGUUUUAAGAGGACACCUCCACCUGGGUUUUUUUUCCCUCUGAAUUAUGUUUUACAUUUUUUAUUUAUUUUUCUGCAGUUUGGAAAGAUUGGAUUAUAAUUACUUGCACAUGCACUUCUUCUACCAGUUAAAAUAGAGACUUCACUGGUAGAGCAAUGGUUCAAUCAGUGCAGGUUUAUCUGUAACUUAAAAACUGAUACAGGCUCUUUUUGAGUCCAUCAGCUCUUUCACUCAGAGACACUUUGCAUAGGAGAACAACUAUGAAGUCUUUCAUAGCUAAUAUCUGAUUGGACUGCUGCACUUUUUCAUGUAAAAGCACAAGAUAAAAAAACUAGCAAUUAUAUGUCAGCCCACAGGAGAGACCCAGUCACUGACAAAUCCUCUUGGAAAUCCAGUCACCAAGUUCUCUUUUGCAGCUCUGUGUUAGCUUCCUUGCAUUUCUCUGUCUGAAUGGGCCCAAAAUAUAAAUCUGUUGUUUAUGAUUUCAGUUAUUUAUUGUGGAAGACAUGAUUUUCUUUUUUUUUGUCUAUGAAUCAUAAACAGGAAGUGAUGUGCAAACCACUGAAGAUGAAUACUAGAACACACUGUUCAUCUUUAGCAGUUUGCACGUUCUUCGCCUUUUUCUUUUCCUACAUGCCACACAUGCACGCGACGCACAAGUGUGUCCGUGCAUAAGCGAUCACAGCCUUCUCACCGACUGUGGCUUAAACAGGAAACACUGAUACGGUGUAGUACACUCCUUCCAAGCUCGCACAGACUGGGCAAUAUGCAGAUUUAAAAGAACAACGCAGUAAUGGCUGUAAACGCACACAUUUAACAGCAAUACAAACAAAUUUGUGCUGUUAGUAAGUUCUGAGUUAUUCUGUCGGUACGUCAGAGUCCACGUUCUAUGUCUCAAACGCAGGGCUGCUUUGGUGGCGCUGAUCGUCUCUUAGAAGCCUGAAAUAAAAAGCUCAAAAACAAAACAAUCUAACGGGUAAAAACAUCUACAACAUAACAGAUGCAUUAAGUUUCUCCUUUGUCGUUCCUUGAGUUAAAAAUAAUCCUUGAAUGGUCCUUUUAUACAGCCCUUCAGUUCAUCCUGUAUCUGAAACACGUAAUAUUAGAUUUUUACGUCUUUUCUUCUAGACUUCUCGGAUCGGAGUUACCUGUCAUAAUAGUCGUUUUGGACGUUACAAACAAAAAACUAAAUUAACCAGUGUAGGUGUAUCAAUUCAGAGAAAUGAAUCACUUCCCACUUGGCUCCAUCUUCUGAUGCCAUGUGGAACUGUUACUUUCUAGUUAAGGCACGCUAGUCUGGUGUUGAAAGAUCAUCCAAAGACAGUCCCCUGGAAAUACCUAAGAGCAAUUGAAUUAAAGAAAACAGCAAGGUAUGAACCAAACCAUGGACUGAUUACUUGCUACACCCCUUUUAAGUGUUUUGGCCACAAACAUUAAUCACAGUACCACUAAUACAUAUCCUAAAACCAGAUUUCUCUUGAGAUCAACAUUAAGCAACCUCAGAUACAAAACUCCCAAUCUUACUAGUAUAGCUAAUAUUUAAAUGGACAUAGAAUAUAAUGUGGAAUUACUGCUUACUUUGAAAUCUGCAUUUAUACUUUUUUUGCCACUAAACUCGAACCUCAGUCUUUCGUAAACACUGAAUUGAAAAUACAUUAUUUAUGGUAAAGCAGUAAAACGUAACCGGUCAAACAAAGUUAAGCAUAAAUAGUUUAUAAAACAAAAACUAACGACCCUUAACAGUUUUUUUUAAUUCAAAGUGAGCUAGCUAAUAAAUUAACUAAUAUUUUGAAUAAAUAAGUUAAUAUAUAACUGAUUACUUUGAAAUAUAUAUUGUGAUUGUUUUACCUUUGAUGAUCUUGGUCAAAGGCUAACUGCAAUAUUUCAGCAUCAAUUGCAAUAUUGUCCAAAAUUACUGUGUUUGAAAUAUGUGCAAUACAUUUUUAAAGCCAUAAUUCUCGUUGCCUUAGACUGAGAUUAAGUUGCCCUGAAAAUCAUGCUAGCCCUGGCACAAGCGGCAACCUGAUUUGGUAUAAAGUGUGAGUUAAUGAUUACUCGGCUAAAGAAAUGUAGUUCUUUACCUGCUCAAAGAGAUGAUUUCUUCAUACUGAAGCAGCUCUGCCUUUGGGAAAUAUUUGCAUAACUAAGCCGUCCCUCACUCCAUGAUUGCUCAACGGUCUGUCGGGAGAAAACACCAAGACUAAAGGCUUUACGUUAAUUCUAGUCGACGUUCUUGUUGAUUACAGCUUUGGUUAUGAUCACACAUGUUCUGGAAGAUGUCUGUUUGUUUCUUUGUUUAUGUUGUGUUGCUUUCUGUUAAAUAACAUAAAUUAUGUAGAUCUACAGUGUACAUGAAGAGCAACUUUAGUGUCUAAUCAUGUACAGAUGAAUCAGGAUAAGCACAAUCUAUACCUAAACAAGAUUUUAUUAUUAUUAUUAUUAUUAUUAUGUGCUGUGUGUUAACACAUCAGAUAAUUACUCAGUUCUCAGAGGACAGUAAAGGACAGUUUAUCCCUAAAAUGUUGUAAGCUUAACUUAAAAUGUCUGAAAAACACUAAUGCUCGUCAAAGUAAGCACAUCUUUGCUUCCAUUUUAAACAUAAGUGUGAUGGACCCGCUUGAGUUGUACUUGAAUAAAUGACAAUUAGCCUUCUCCAUUUCAUGAAUGUAUCAACCUAAAGACCAAAUUCUCCACAUGUGUCUUGCUGGAUGUGUGUUUUGAUUUGAUUUGAUUUGACGUGUUUUCUGUGCCUGUAUGUUUUUGGAUGUGAUUUUUCUUCAUGUCUUUGUGUGAUCUGAAACUUUGCUU